This is a messenger RNA of Aegilops tauschii subsp. strangulata, 1416 nucleotides long. RefSeq names its product protein FAR-RED IMPAIRED RESPONSE 1-like. The record is from RefSeq and is a predicted model, not a curated record. NCBI's taxonomy places the organism in Eukaryota, Viridiplantae, Streptophyta, Magnoliopsida, Poales, Poaceae.
AUGUCGGAUGCAGCAAGAAAGUCCUGCAGAAUUACUAUUCUAUGUUCAAAAACAAAAUCAAGAAUUGUGAUGCUCAAAAUGCUAGUGGACCAAUUUGGUAGACUCAAGGAACUCAACCGUGAAUUUUUCUUUGACUAUGAAGUAGAUGAAGCUGGUACAUUACUGCAUUUGUUUUGGGCAGCUGCAACCAGUAGGAAAAACUACAGCCAUUUCCAUGAUGUGUUGUCCUUUGAUUCCACAUACAACACUAACCAGUACGACUAUAUCUUUGCACCUUUUACUGCUAUCAACCAUCAUAUGCAAAGCGUCUUUCUUGGUGCUGGAUUCUUACUCAAUGAGACGGCCAAGGACUACAUAUGGUUGUUUGAUGUAUUUCUUAAAUGCAUGGGUGGGGUUGCACCCGGAGUUAUCAUAACAAAUGAGUGUGGUAGCAUGAGGAAAGCUAUCGCGGCACUUCUACCUAAUACCAAGCAUCGCUUGUGCAUGUGGCACAUUAUGAGGAAGGUCCCUGAGAAGGUCUCUCCUGAAUUGAGAAGCGAUGAACUAUUUUAUAAGAGAUUGGAUUCUUGUGUGUGGAAUUCUGAAACACCUGAAGAAUUUGAAGAAUGCUGGAAGUCUUUAAUAUUAGAUUUUGGCUUGCAUAACAAUGAGUGGUUUGUAAAAUGUUACCUGAUCCGUGGGUCAAGGGUGCCGGCAUAUUUCAUGGACAUUCCCCUAGCUGGUAUUCUUAGAACCACCUCUAGGUCAGAGAGUGAAAACUCAUUUUUCAAGAAUUUCAUCCGGCGCAAGCUUUCUUUCAUUGAGUUUUGGCUUAGGUUUGACACAACCAUUAAAAGUCAGAGGCAAGAGGAGUUGUCAGAAGUAUUUGCUGCUAGAGAGCAUUGUGAUGUCCAGGAGACCACAACUGUGGGGAAUUUGAAGAUUGUGUCCAUUAGCGAUCAAAGUCAUCCGAAAAAUAGGGUAAGAGAGGUACACUUGGAAACAACAACCAUGAUUGAUAAAUGUUCUUGCAAGCUCUUUGAGUCAAAGGGCAUUGUUUCUCGCCAUAUCAUACGUGUCUUGAGGGGUGCAAAGAUAAAUGAGCUUCCAACCUUUUAUGUACUCAAAAGAUGGGAGAGAAUGUGCAAAAGGGAUGUUGUCUACAACGAUGAAGGGAAUCCACUCGAAGAUAAUCCCAUUGACUGCAUUGACAUGGAUACAAGAAGAAAGAUAUCAGAUGCACGAAACAAAUUAGAAGAUAUCAUCCGAUGUGCUAAAAAAUCGAGCAGAGGACUUGACUUACUUAAUACGGGAGCGAUGAUCCUUGGAGGAACAGGUGAGCAGAGGUGUACUGCGGCCGUCAUACUUAAGACCAUCAGAGAUUCAAUUGAAAAUGGAGUGAAACAAGGUCAUCAGGAACUCAACCCCAAGAACUGA